Messenger RNA from Aspergillus calidoustus, 1599 nucleotides. The record is from the annotation of a GenBank genome assembly. NCBI's taxonomy places the organism in Eukaryota, Fungi, Ascomycota, Eurotiomycetes, Eurotiales, Aspergillaceae.
AUGCUCAGUCUAGCCCGCAAGACUUUGAACCGCGUUCCCAGCUUCCAGGAUAUCCUACAAGGCAGGAUGACCCACCCCGAUAUCUCUGUUGACGUCCUCGUCAUUGGUGCUGGCCCAACUGGCUUGGGUGCCGCGAAGCGUCUGAACCAGAUUGAUGGCCCCUCGUGGCUGAUUGUUGACUCCAACGAGAUUCCCGGUGGUCUUGCUUCCACCGACGUGACACCCGAAGGCUUCCUUUACGAUGUCGGUGGCCACGUUAUCUUCUCCCACUACAAGUACUUCGAUGACUGCAUCAACGAGGCACUCCCCAAGGAUGACGACUGGUACGAGCACCAGCGUAUCUCUUACGUCCGUUGCAAGGAACAAUGGGUUCCCUACCCUUUCCAGAACAACAUCUCCAUGCUUCCCAAGGAGGACCAGGUCAAGUGCAUUGACGGCAUGAUCGAUGCUGCUCUCGAGGCUCGUGUGGCCAACACGAAGCCCAAGGACUUUGACGAGUGGAUUGUGCGCAUGAUGGGAACAGGAAUUGCCGAUCUUUUCAUGAGACCAUACAACUACAAGGUCUGGGCUGUACCCACCACCAAGAUGCAAUGCGCUUGGCUCGGAGAGCGUGUUGCCGCUCCUAACGUCAAGGCCGUGACGACCAACGUCAUUCUCAACAAGACCGCUGGCAACUGGGGUCCUAAUGCUACUUUCCGUUUCCCCGCGCGUGAUGGUACCGGUGGUAUCUGGAUCGCCGUUGCCAACACUCUUCCCAAGGAGAAGACUCGCUUCGGUGAGAAGGGCAAGGUCACCAAGGUGAAUGCCAGAAACAAGACCGUUACGCUCGGCGAUGGCACAACCGUCGGUUACAAGAAGCUUGUUUCCACCAUGGCUGUCGACUACCUCGCAGAACAGAUUGGCGACCAGGAAUUGGUAGGCCUUACUAAGGAACUCUUCUACUCUUCCACUCACGUCAUUGGUGUCGGUAUCCGUGGUGCCCGCCCCGAGCGCAUUGGCGACAAGUGCUGGCUCUACUUCCCCGAGGACGACUGCCCCUUCUACCGUGCCACCAUCUUUUCCAACUACUCCCCUUACAACCAGCCUGAUGCUUCUAAGAAGCUUCCUACCCUACAGCUCGCAGAUGGCUCCAAGCCCACGAACACUGAGCCCCAGGAGGGCCCCUACUGGUCCAUCAUGUUGGAGGUUUCCGAGUCAUCAAUGAAGCCUGUCAACAUUGAAACUCUUCUUGCCGACUCUAUCCAGGGUCUCGUCAACACCGAGAUGCUGAAGCCCGGCGACGAGAUCGUCUCCACCUACCACCGCCGCUUCGACCACGGUUACCCCACCCCCUCUCUAGAGCGUGAGGGAGCCCUCACUCAGAUCCUGCCCAAGCUGCAGGCUAUGGACAUCUGGUCCCGUGGUCGGUUCGGCAGCUGGCGGUACGAGGUCGGUAACCAAGACCACUCGUUCAUGCUCGGUGUCGAGGCCGUCGACAACAUCGUCAACGGCUCCGUCGAGCUCACACUCAACUACCCCGACUUCGUCAACGGCCGCCAAAAUACCGAGCGACGCCUCGUUGACGGCGCUCAGAUCUUCGCCAAGAACAAGGCGCAGUAA